GAAACAACUACUGACUGGGACGCGCAAAUUGCAAUCGAGGGGUGUUACUGUCUCAUUGUAUAAAAACCCCUGUUUCCUCCCAAAUCCCUAACUCAAAUUCUUGUUCGUGUUCUUCUCUCUGAGGCUCUGACCAAAACAAAAAUAAAAUCUUGGGAAUUCGUCGGAAGAAAAAAAAAAAUGGACGCCAUUGAUUCAGUGUUUGAUCCGCUAAGAGAAUUCUCCAAGGACAGCGUUCGCCUCGUCAAGCGCUGUCAUAAGCCCGACCGCAAAGAGUUCACAAAGGUGGCGGUCCGUACGGCUAUCGGGUUCGUGGUCAUGGGGUUCGUUGGCUUCUUCGUGAAGCUCAUCUUCAUCCCGAUCAACAACAUCAUCGUCGGAUCUGGUUAAAGCGUUGGUAAAAUGUUUGUGGCGCAGGUCAUUUGGCAUUUUGAUAGAAGAUGAAAGUAAAGUUGGCAGUGAACAGUGAACACUAGGGAUAAGAUGUAGCACCACCAAGUGCAUAGGAUGUUUACAGUGUUUUAGACAUUUGUUUCUUCAAGCGAGUUGAAAUGAUGUUUCUGAAACAGAACUUCUCACUGUACUCUUCUCUCUUAGCUUGUGCUAUUGUAAUUCCAAGCAUGUUUUGAUCAUUUUGCAUUUUC
Molecule: messenger RNA, 641 nt
Organism: Prunus mume (Japanese apricot)
Lineage: Eukaryota; Viridiplantae; Streptophyta; Magnoliopsida; Rosales; Rosaceae
Source: RefSeq, a predicted model, not a curated record